GCCGCCUAAUAACACUCGUGGGGGAGGAGGAGCCGACUGACAACCGGCGUGUGAGGUGUGCGGCUUGCUGUGCCAGUCUGAACUAAUCGCUGUGCCGAGCGACCGUUCUCUUUCUCUCUCUCCCUGUUCUAAAACUACCGCGGUCAUGGGGCUGCUGUCUGCCGGCUCUCCGCUUAGCUGGGAAGAGACCAAGAAGUACGCCGACCACGUCCGGCAACACGGCAUCAUCCAGUUCCUGAACAUCUAUCACAAGCUGAAGGACCGGCAGAAGGACGUGCUGAAAUGGGGCGAUGAGGUGGAGUACAUGUUGCUUGCCUUUGAUCACGAAAAUCAAAAGGUUCGUUUAGUACUCGAAGGCGAGGACAUGCUUGAAACUCUUCAAGACAGAGGUGAAAAAACAAACCCAAAUCACCCAACACUCUGGAGACCAGAGUAUGGCAGUUACAUGAUUGAGGGGACACCAGGACAGCCUUAUGGAGGUAUAAUGGCAGAAUUUAACACAGUGGAAGACAAUAUGCGGAAACGUCGGCAGGAAGCCUCAUCACUUUUACCAAACAACCAAUCAAUAUGCACUGUUACCUCUUUUCCAAGAUUGGGAUGUCCUGGAUUUACAUUGCCAGAAUUUCUACCCACCCCAGUGGAGAAGGGAGCAUCCAAGUCGCUUUUUUUUCCAGAUGAAGCAAUCAACAAACAUCCACGAUUUAGUACUUUGACAAGAAAUAUUCGGCACAGACGUGGAGAAAAAGUCGCCAUUAAUGUUCCAAUUUUUAAAGACCAAAAUACCCCCUCUCCAUUUAUUGAGAAAUUCCCAAAUGCUACUGGUGAUGAUGCAAAAGCAGCAAUGCCUGAUCAUAUUUAUAUGGAUGCCAUGGGUUUCGGAAUGGGCAACUGUUGCCUCCAGGUCACUUUUCAGGCAUGUAGCAUUGCAGAAGCACGAUCCCUGUAUGACCAGCUGGCUACUAUAUGUCCACUUGUGAUGGCUCUGAGUGCAGCUGCUCCUUUCUACAGAGGAUAUGUAUCGGACAUUGACUGUCGAUGGGGAGUUAUUUCUGCCUCUGUAGACGAUCGAACUAAAGAGGAAAGAGGCCUGGAGCCUCUGAAGAAUAACAAAUACAGAAUCAGUAAAUCUCGAUACGAUUCUAUAGACAGUUACCUGUCUAGCUGUGGGGAAAAGUACAACGACAUUGAUUUGACUAUAGAUAAAGACAUCUGUAGCCAACUAACAAAAGAGGGAAUUGACCCCCUCAUGGCCCAACACAUUGCACAUCUCUUUAUUAGAGAUCCUUUGACAUUGUUUGAAGAGAAGAUACAUUUGGAUGAUGCAAAUGAAUCUGACCACUUUGAGAAUAUCCAGUCAACUAACUGGCAGACAAUGAGAUUUAAGCCUCCUCCACCUAACUCUGAUAUAGGUUGGCGAGUGGAGUUUCGGCCUAUGGAGGUCCAAUUAACAGACUUUGAAAACUCUGCCUAUGUAGUGUUUGUGGUGUUGCUGACCAGAGUCAUUCUUUCUUACAAGUUGGAUUUUCUUAUUCCAUUGUCAAAGGUUGAUGAAAACAUGAAAGUGGCCCAGAAACGUGAUGCUGUGCGUCAAGGAAUGUUUUACUUUAAAAAGGAUAUUUGCAAAGCUGGCAUUGCUGCAGUUGAUGGCUGUUAUACGACACUUAAUGGAGCAGAAGCUGAACCGGAAGAUUAUACCCUCAUGAGCAUUGAUACUAUAAUCAAUGGAAAGGAAGGGGUUUUUCCAGGUUUGCUUCCCAUCCUUAAUUCUUACCUGGAAAACAUGGAGGUAGAUGUCGACACACGCUGCACCAUACUAAACUACCUUAAACUUAUUAAGAAAAGAGCUUCAGGUGACCUGAUGACAGUUGCUCGAUGGAUGAGAGAAUUUGUAUCAAACCAUCCAGACUAUAAGCAUGACAGCGUGAUAACGGACAAAAUUAAUUAUGACUUGAUGGUUAGAUGUAACAAGAUUGCAAAUGGACAAACAAGUUGUCCAGAAUUGGUUGGUUUUACAACUUCUAAAACAAAGCCCAGUGGAAACGAGACGAUUGUAUGAUUGUGUUAUAUAGUCCACCUCGGUGUAGUGUGUCAUUUGAACUGCAUUUUUUUUUUUUGGUAUGAUGACCAAACUGUAACACUGCACAAAAGUAUGGGCCAAUGAGCUUUUAUCCAGUGGUAACUUCUUAAAUGAAUAUAUAACUAUUAACAUUUAUACAGUGUAUAUGUAAAUAGUCAAAUAUUUUUAUGACUAACAAUGUAUUGAACGAAGUGUAUGCCGUUACUGUGAAAUCAACUUACAUUUUUAUGUAUACAAUGGGGAAGAUCAUUUUGUCCAGCAAAUCCUGCAGUAUGGUAUCCAAUAGAAGUAUUUAAUCGAGCAUUUUAAUCCCCCCCCCCUUUUUUGUUUUUUUUGUUUUUAGAUGUUUUUUAUAUUGAAUUGAUAACUAUUACCUUGACAAACUAUACUUGAUCUCUUACAAGAGCAUGCACAAGAAAAUUGCACAGACCCGUCUCUUUGCUUAGCCAUAUGCCCAAAAUGUUUAAAUAAAUAAAUCAGUCAGCUGAAAGAUGUCUGUGCUGAGUCAGCACAUUUUGUCUGGUGCUGGACUGGCAGUGCCCAGCGGGGAGAUGAGAUCUGCAUUCCAUGCACUGUAAAACAUUUUAUUCCCACAGCAAGGAUUCCCUGAUCACAUGCACUGUUUGCUUUAGGACAAAGCUGCUUAGAUAAUUUCUUCUUCAAUCCAAAUGCCUUUCAAAUUCCAGUCCAUUAAACAUAACUGUAAACUGUGACUUGUACUACUAAAUCUUGCAGUAGAGUCUACUGAUCUCACAAAUCUUGCAUGUCCAACGGGAAAUAUCAGUGGCCUUAUCUGGACAAAGUUAUUUCUCUUCAUAAUGGAUGAGCCUGAUUUGUGUGAUGUCUGUAACCUGUAAAUAUUGCUUGUAAUUCUGUAUUCACUAGUUAUAGAAGAUACCCAAAUGUACAGAAUGGGUAUAUUUGAAUGCAAGUGGAAGGUCAAGCAGAUUUUAUAAACCUUGAAAAAAAUAAAUUGACAUUUCAGUUUUUCUGUAGUUCUGUUUUAAUCUUGAGUUAAAAUGCAUAGCUGGUACCUACUGACUUGGGAAAAAUAAAUAUACAGAAUUCAAUGUG
Messenger RNA from Rana temporaria (common frog), 3151 nucleotides. RefSeq names its product glutamate-cysteine ligase catalytic subunit (gene GCLC). The coding region runs from base 146 to 2056 and encodes 636 amino acids. Gene Ontology annotation, cellular component: glutamate-cysteine ligase complex. NCBI's taxonomy places the organism in Eukaryota, Metazoa, Chordata, Amphibia, Anura, Ranidae. The transcript is spliced from 16 exons. The record is from RefSeq and is a predicted model, not a curated record. Gene Ontology annotation, biological process: glutathione biosynthetic process. Gene Ontology annotation, molecular function: glutamate-cysteine ligase activity.